UUGAAGUUUUUCUGGUGUAUCCGGCUAUCCGCCAUUAACAUCUCUCUUCGUUCACUCACCGAGAACCAUCUUUCUCCACUCACCAGUGACCAGCAUAAACCCCAUGAGCGUUGGCUUCAGCAAAUUCCGCACUAGUUCAAGAUGGGCGCAGAGGCACAAAUUCACCGAAGCUUAAUCAACAAAAUCUACGCUCCACUCUCCAUCGAGUUCCCUUUCGCAUCGCCAAUCCCUUCUUUACGAACAAAUGAACUCGAACUCGUUCGAGGCGUUUUGCGAAUGCUGCAAGGGUUUUCUGGUUCCCUUUUCUGUUGGGAUCACACUGCACAUGCUUUUCAUGCCAAGAGCGGAAUCUUCGUUACGCAUCUCUCCCUCAAGAGCCUCAAUUCCCUUCUCAGUCAAUUCAUCCACGCUGCUUCGUGUCUCCAAUUGGUUCAGAUUACGCUCAGUAAGGUUGAAUCUGCUCCGCCCAAAGCUCCUCCCACUUUGAUGGCGUUUUCCUCCUCCGCUUCCGCAUGGCUUAAGCGGUUACGGGAUAUUGCAUUGAAGGAGGAAAUGAACAUGAACAUGAACAAUGCAGAUGGUCUAAUCACUCCCACGUUGUUAGGAUUGGCGAAUUCUUUAUCAAGUCUUUGCUCAGGUGCUGAGUUCCUGUUGCGAAUAGUCAGUGAGGCCAUUCCCGCGCUGUAUUUUGAGUUUGGGGUGUCUGUGCCGGCAGCAGAACUGGCUGUUCACGUGCUUGACUAUCUUCAUAAGAAGCUUGAUGAAAUGUGUCUUGUGCAAGGUGGUGAGGAGGAAGCUUAUCAGAUGGUGCUUUAUAUGUACAUGGGAAGCUUAUUGCCAUAUAUUGAGGGUCUGGAUUCCUGGCUUUUUGAAGGAAUACUUGAUGAUCCUUCUGAUGAGAUGUUCUUUUUUGCCAAUAAUGAAGUUUCAGUUGAUGAGGCUGAGUUCUGGGAGAAGAGUUAUUUAUUAAGAAUGCUACAACAUAGUAAGUUAGUUGCUGAGUUCUCCACAAAUUAUGUUGGUGAUUCUGUGCCAGCAUCGAAUGACAGAAAGGAAAUGGGAAGGAGGGAAUCCAUCUCUUUAUCUAGUACAAUUAAAGGAAAAGAGCAGAGCAUUAGAGACCGUCCAGCUUGUCCUUUUUUUAUCAAGGAUUUAGCUAAGUCAAUAGUUUCUGCUGGAAAAUCUUUGCAACUGAUGCGCCACAUCCCUAGUUCCUUACCAGUACGGAGCAAAGGAAGUAAUUGUGAGAUUGGAAAUACCAGAUACGUAAACUAUGGUUUGUUUCCUUCUCAGAGAAUGGCUGGGCUUACACUGUCGGAAAUUUUUUCUGUAUCACUAGCUGGACUUAUUGGUCACGGUGACCAUGUCUGUAAAUACUUAUGGCAAGAUGACGGGGAUGAAUCUGUAUCUGUUUCUUCCUUUAUAUCUCACAUAAAUGAGGAAAAAACAAGUAAUGACAAUAUUGAAAAUUUAACUGCUCCAUCAUACUUGGAGAAGAUCUGGUAUAAGUUCUUGACUGAUACAUUACUUGAGAAAAGAUCAUCUGAUUUGAAACUAAAAUAUGAAGACACAAAAAAUGACACAAGAGACCAGGGAGGGGUUAGAGUUGUUAAAGAUGAAUUGCUUCUCUUGAGAUCAUGCUUAGAAAAUCCAGUAAUUACCGUGUGUCAAACAAAUCUUGGAAAGAAGAAUAGAGAUGCUCUGGAAGCGUUGAAUUUAUCUAAAAAUUUCUGUUUGCCUUCUUUAAAUGAUGAGGAUUUAAGAAAGGCUAUAUAUGGUAAAGAAAGUACAUCAUUUUCUGAUACUGAAGGAACAAACUAUACUUUUGGUUUUCAGUAUGGUGAAUCUGAGUACAUUUGCUCUCAGGAUGAGAGAAAGCUGUUAGAAAUGUUGUUUCCUUUUCCUACCAUUUUGCCUUCGUUUCAGGAUGAUGUUCCUGUGUCAGAGCUCUUGCCUUUCCAGAGAAACAGCACUCUUCCUUCCCGCGUUCUUCGCUGGAUGCAAAAUGUUGACCUAAGAACUACCCCACUUCCUCUGGUUAUUAUGCAGUACUGUCUAACCAUCUAUAUUCAGAAACAGGUGGAUUAUAUUGGAGCGAAUAUGUUGUUAAAGUUGAUGAAUGAUUGGAGGUUGAUGGAAGAGCUUGCAGUGUUGCGUGCUAUAUACUUGCUUGGUUCAGGUGAUUUGCUACAACACUUUUUGACAGUAAUUUUCAAUAAGUUAGAUAAGGGUGAAGCAUGGGACGAUGACUUUGAAUUAAACACAAUAUUACAGGAAUCAAUCAGAAAUUCUGCUGAUUGUAUGCUGUUAAGUGCUCCAGAUUCAUUGGUAGUGUCCAUAACAAAAAAUCUUGCUGACAGUGUUGAGGAAGCUAGCACAGCCGGCAUUGGUUUGAGUUCUCCUCACAAAAGUCAUGUCAAUAGUUUUGGAAUUAAUGGCCUUGAUAUGCUCAAAUUCACAUAUAAGGUGCCUUGGCCUCUUGAGCUCAUUGCAAACACAGAGGCAAUUAAGAAGUACAAUCAGGUGAUGCGGUUCUUGUUGAAGGUCAAGCGUGCAAAAUUUGUUUUAGAUAAAGUGCGGAGAUGGAUGUGGAAGGGCAGGGGAUCUACAGCAGAUAACAGAAAAUAUCAUUGGCUAGUGGAGCAGAAACUCCUUCAUUUUGUGGAUGCUUUUCACCAAUAUGUGAUGGAUCGGGUAUAUCACAGUGCAUGGCGUGAACUAUGUGAAGGUAUGACUAUGGCUAAAUCACUGGAUGAAGUCAUUGAAGUCCAUGGGGCUUACAUUUUAUCAAUUCAACGGCAGUGUUUUGUGGUUCCUGAUAAGCUGGGGGCUCUGAUUGCCAGCCGAAUUAACAGCAUCCUUGGCUUAGCUUUAGACUUUUAUAACAUACAACAGACACUGAGUAGCGGUGGAGCUGUAUCUGCAAUCAAGGCAAGGUGUGAGAUGGAAGUGGACCGGAUAGAGAAACAGUUUGAUGAUUGCAUUGCUUUCUUACUAAGGGUCUUAUCUUUCAAACUAAAUGUGGGUCAUUUCCCUCAUUUGGCUGAUUUGGUUACCAGAAUUAACUACAACUAUUUCUACAUGUCGGCUAGUGGGAAUUUGAUGACUGCUUCUAGCUCUGGAGGUGUUACUUCGAGAUUGGGGAAGACCUAGUUAGAAUCGUUUGAUCUUAAGGUGAAUAGUUCUGCACCUGCUUUAAUGUUGUACAGUGUUUUAGGGAGAAUAUUGCAUUUGCUUGGUCUGAGCUCACUGAAGUGGAAAAGUGUUUGAAUUUGUUGUUGACUUGUUGGGGGAUCAGGAACCUCUUAUGUGAAAAUUCCCUCAUGGUGAAUUUUGAAGUUGUGUCUAUCUCUCUUUUCAUAUGUAUUAAAUAUAUGAGACCCUUUAAAUACUUAUGAGGAGAGAUAUAGACAUAAUGUUUCACUUGACAUUAUCAUUCACUUGAGAGAAUCCAAAUCCAUUGUUGGGAGUGUUGCCAGUAACUGCAGAGCUGAUUCUAUUGCGGGUUGUGGAGUGCUAGUGAGAGCUGAUUCUAUUGCAGGUUGUGGAGUGCUAGUGAUUUUUUCUUGUACCUUCUGCAGUGAUAUUUGUGCGUAAUUGGGCUUCAUGAAUUAACUUAUAGAUGUAAGUGCUCGUUUGGCUUGGUGUAUAUUUAAUGUGUAAAAUUAUAGGUUCAUUUAUUUAGGGCUAACUAUCAUUUUUGUCCUUGUGUUUGUAAUGCGGUUUAAUUUCCGUCCCACGCCUGAAUUUUUUUGAUUAUUAUGCAAUGUUAUCGGAGCUCCAACCUCCCUCUUAUGGUAUUAUGAAAUCAAACCUUGGUAUGAUACACUUCGAAUAUAUUGACAUUCAUAUUCUUCA
Messenger RNA from Lotus japonicus, 3858 nucleotides. RefSeq lists its product as uncharacterized. The record is from RefSeq and is a predicted model, not a curated record. Gene Ontology annotation, cellular component: equatorial microtubule organizing center; gamma-tubulin complex; spindle pole. The transcript is spliced from 16 exons. Gene Ontology annotation, molecular function: microtubule minus-end binding; gamma-tubulin binding. Gene Ontology annotation, biological process: mitotic cell cycle; cytoplasmic microtubule organization; microtubule nucleation. Lineage: Eukaryota; Viridiplantae; Streptophyta; Magnoliopsida; Fabales; Fabaceae. Bases 142 to 3153 code for a protein of 1003 amino acids.